GGGACGGGGUCCCCCCCAACCCGGCCGCUGAGCGCAGCGGCAGCCCCGCCCGCCCCCGGUAUCUCCGGGCCCCGUCUGGCGCUCGGUCCCGCGCAGCGGGAGGACGGCAGCCGCACACGGGGAGCCCCGGCCGCACGGCAGCUCCACGAGGUCCGCGGCGAGGGAACGCCCGGCGCCUCCCGACGUACUUUGUCCCGCGGGAUAGGCCCGGCCCCGCGGCGGGUCCCGGUGGGCGCGACCGGCGGGGCGUUCACCCGCCGCCCGUCGCCGUCAUCGGGAGCGCUGGGCUGGCCCGUGGGGUCAGCUGAACGAGGCGGCUUCGCACCCACGCCGAGACGCCGGUUCCUGGGCACAUACUGGAGGGAGCGCGGUGCCACCAAGACCCCUCGGCCCUGCAGGAUGUCCCAACCACCCUCCUUUACCCUCCACGUCUCUGAGGACACCGGGAGCGAUGGGUGUGUCGAGGAGCCAAGCCCGGACAACGAAGGAGCCCUGCACACCUCCUUCCACCAGCUCAUCCAGGAGCAGAGCAGCUUGAUGGAGGCAGGUCUGGAGCUGGAGAUGCAGGAGAGGGGCAGAGAGCCCCUGGUCCGCCUGGCCCCCCUGGACACCAGUGCUGCAGCCUGGCCAGAGACUGGGCAGGGCAAGCAGCGCCCUGGGUACUCCUCCGCUUCUCUGCGGAUCGUCGCCAGCAUGCCCAGCCGCACCAUCGGGCGCAGCCGUGGGGCCAUCAUCUCCCAGUACUACAACCGCACGGCGCGGCUGCGGCGCCGGAGCAGCCGCCCGCCACUGCAGCAGCUCUGCCGCGCGGCGCGGCCCAGCCUGCGGCUGUAUGACCUGGAGAGCGACCCUGCCAUGGCCACGCUGCAGGAGAAGCGGAGCCUGCUGGUGAAGGAGCUGCUGAGCCUCUCGCCCAGCCAGCGCAGCCACAUGCUGCUCACCGUGCCCCUCUGCCUGGCAGAGAAACGCGCCCUCCGGCAGGAGCUGAGCGGGCAGAGGGGCCCCCUGAGGCACUGCACCCAGCACCAGGCGCCCUCUCCCUGCGGAGGGUCCAAGGACCACAUUGUCCUCUGCUGCCGGGAGCUCUGGUACAGGCUCCUGUCCCUGCUCCCUGCCACGCAGCCCUGGCACUACGCACUGAAGCAGAUCAGUGGCCGCUUUGGCUCCAGUGUCCUCUCCUACUUCCUCUUCCUCAAGACGCUCCUUUUGUUCAACAUCAUCUCAUUCCUCAUCCUCCUGGUCUUUGUGGUGGCCCUGCAGGCUGUGUAUCCUCCUGCCUCGGCCAACCCCCAGCCCUUCACUGGCCUCGAGCUCCUCACAGGAGCGGGCUACUUCACUCACUCGCUGCUCUACUACGGCUACUACAGCAACACCACCCUCAACAGCCCCUGCACCUCCAGCCCCAGCAUGUGCCACCUCGCAGGCCCCCCGCUCCCAUACAACAUGCCCCUGGCCUAUGUGUCCAGUGUUGGGGUCUCCUUCCUCAUCACCUGCAUCCUGCUGGUGUACAGCAUGUCCCGCUCCUUCGGGGAGAGCUACUGUGUGGGCAGCUCCUCCCGGGACCUGCCCGUCAAAGUCUUCUGUGCCUGGGACUUCAAGGUGGUCCAGAGGCGCUCGGUGAAGCUGCAGUGUGAAAACAUCUGCACCCAGCUGAAGGAGCUGCUGGCGGAGCAGCGCUCCCGCUCCCGCUCCCGGAGCCUCUGCCAGCGCCUGGGCCGCGCCGCGGUGCUGCUGCUGGCCUGGCUGCUGUCGCUGGGCACGGUGCUGGGCUGCGCCGUGGCUGUGCACCACUUCUCGCAGCACAUGCACACGGUCCAGCAGGACCACCGGGCGCAGGGAGGGGGGGAUCGGCAGCAGGAAGCCCUCUUGCUGGCCCUGCCGCUCGUGGUGUCUGUCCUCAACGCGGUGAUGCCCCAUCUGUACAACCUGCUGGCGGCGUGGGAGAGGCAGGACUCCCCCGGGGCUCAGGUCUACGUGGCCAUUUGCAGGAACCUCAUUCUGAAGAUGGUGGUGCUCGGUCUGCUCUGCUACCAGUGGCUCAGCCGGAGGGUUGUCUGCUCAAUGGAGGAGUGCUGGGAGACGUGUGUGGGGCAGGACCUGUAUCGCUUCGUGGUGAUGGACUUUGUAUUCACACUGCUGGACACGCUCCUGGGGGAGCUGGUCUGGAGGCUCGUCUUGGAGAAGAGGCUGAAGAGGAACCAGAAGCCCGAGUUUGACAUCGCACGGAACGUGCUGGAGCUGAUCUAUGGGCAGACCCUGACCUGGCUGGGUGUUCUCUUCGCGCCGCUCCUGCCGGCCGUGCAGGUCCUGAAGCUGCUGCUGCUGUUCUACAUCAAAAAGACCAGCCUGAUGCACAACUGCCAGUCCCCCAGCAAGCCCUGGCAAGCGUCUCACAUGAGCACCGUUUUCAUCACCCUGCUCUGCUUCCCGUCCUUCCUGGGUGCAGCCGUCUUCCUCUCCUACACCAUCUGGUCGGAGCAGCCAUCAGAAACCUGUGGCCCCUUCCAGGGGCUGGAAACCAUCUACAAGUCAUGGCAGACCUGGGUGCAAGUGCUGGAGAAGUCCAACCCCAACAUCACCUGGUUUGCCUGGGCCCAGCAGCACCUGGUGGAAAACCCUUUCCUCCUGUUCUUUAUGUCUGGGGUCCUGCUAGCCGGGAUCUACUUCAACAUCCAGGUGGUGAGAGGCCAGCGGAGGGUCAUCCGCCUGCUGAAGGAGCAGAUCGCCAACGAAGGGGAAGAUAAAGCCUUUCUCAUUCAGAAGCUUCACUCCGUGUAUGAGCAGAGGGAGAGACGCACCUGAGCCCCAGUGUCAGACGCGCCAGGAAGGAGCAAGACGGGACAGGACUCUGCUCGCAGCCAGGGGAUGGAUCUGUCUGUCUUUCUAAGCCAUUGCAGCGCUGGAGUGCUGGGGAGGAUCCUCUCCUUUGGGUUGCAGUGGUCAAGGACCCAUCAGAGCACAGGGACAUGGGUGCUCCCACUGCCUGGAGCUGCUGAGGAUGCAGCAGCACCGCAGGGCACAGUGCUGCCCGGGCUGGGGCUCUUCUCCAUGGGUGGUUACUGUCAGCAGAGAACAACGCUCCCUCCCGUGAGCACCCCAGGACAGCUUUGGGCUGUUUUCAGAAGCCUUUGGGGACAGUGACGGUUUCUGGCUGGAGAGAACCUGCAGCCCCAUUGCAUUGCCCAGGAGCAGCCCCAGCACAGCUCCAGCCCCAUGUUCCGCCAGGAGGAGAGGAGCUGGACACCGCCUUCCCCAUGUACAAGGCCACCCAUGUCCCCCCUGGCCAGUCACUGUGUGCUGUCCGCAGGACGGGCUCAAAAAACCACCAUGGUGCUGAGGACCGGGCAGAGGACGUGGGGGCUCUGGCUCCCUCGCCGCAGGCUGAGCUGCCCAUUAAACACAGCCAUGCCCGGGG
Molecule: messenger RNA, 3415 nt
Organism: Strigops habroptila (Kakapo)
Lineage: Eukaryota; Metazoa; Chordata; Aves; Psittaciformes; Psittacidae
Gene: TMC6
Product: transmembrane channel like 6
Exons: 21
Coding region: 400-2802 (800 amino acids)
Cellular component (GO): plasma membrane
Molecular function (GO): mechanosensitive monoatomic ion channel activity
Source: RefSeq, a predicted model, not a curated record